AUCCGUGUAAUUGUCAUACCCCGUGCACUUUUUAUUUACCUGUAUACGUCAAAUGAGACAUUUCUAUAAUAUAAAUUUAAGAAAACUUCCCGUUUUGUAAUAUUGCAGCUUUACACGCUAAUAAACAAGGAAAAUAGCCAUGCACAGCGGUUCCACCGGGAAGGUCCAUCCGUCGCAAGGUCAAGAGCAACAUACUGAGCAGGAUGGGGAUAUUGGUUGCUGUGGAUACAUUUUGAUGGCAUUUUCCUACAUUCUUGUUGCAUUGUUUUUCCCACUUUCCCUUUGUUUAACAAUUAAGGUGGUGCAAGAGUAUGAGAGGGCAGUCAUUUUCAGACUGGGGCGAGUUUUACCUGGAGGAGCCAAAGGCCCAGGAUUAUUUUUCAUCUUGCCUUGCAUUGAUGACUUUAAGAAAACUGAUAUGAGAACCCUUACAUAUGAUGUGCCCCCACAAGAAAUCCUUACAAAAGACUCUGUCACUGUAGCUGUGGAUGCCGUUAUUUAUAUCAGAAUCUUUGAUGCUACCAUGGCAACAGUCAAUGUCUCUGAUGCUUACCAGUCCACCCGUCUGUUAGCUGCUACCACAUUAAGAAAUGUCCUUGGAACCAGGCUUAUGGCAGAGCUUUUGACUGAUAGAGAAUCCAUUGCCUCAAACAUGAAGGUACAACUUGAUGAAGCUACAGAUCCCUGGGGUGUCAAAGUAGAGAGAGUUGAGAUUAAAGAUGUCCGCCUCCCCAUCCAGUUACAGAGAGCUAUGGCAGCCGAGGCAGAAGCAUCCAGAGAGGCCAGGGCUAAGAUUGUUGCUGCUGAAGGAGAACAGAAGGCGUCGCGUGCGCUGAAAGAAGCCGCUGAUGUCAUGAUGGAGUCUCCGGCCGCCAUUCAACUCCGUUACCUGCAGACUCUUAACUCCAUCGCAGCAGAGAAGAACUCGACCAUUAUUUUCCCUCUGCCUAUUGAUCUUUUAUCAUCUGUUGGUUUUCCAAAACGGGAUGUAACACAAUUCUGAUCUGGAUUACGGAUCAUAAAUAUGAAGCAUGCAUGCCCACUUAUUAUUAUAAUUAAAGGUAUAUUCACUGCAGAAGCCUUCAUUCAUAUCUGAGGCGCAAUAUACAUCUAACUUGACAAAUUUAUAUUACUUGAAUUUAACAAUGAUUACCAAUUUGUGAUAUAAGAUUGAGACAUUACUUGUUUCCAUCAUAUUUGUUUCAAUUGAUGGACUUUAAUUUGAAUAGGAUCAAUUUGAAUAGGAUCAAGUACCCACAUACCAAGCCUAUCCUGUUAUAUGCAAGUGUAAUUCAGGAUACUCAUAUAAUCCUUGGAAAUCAUCCAUGUCUUGAGAAUCAAUCUAAACCAAAGUCAGUGAUGUUCUGAGUGCCUAUAGUGGUCAUUUAAUUUGCCCCCUAAACUUGGAAGCGAUAUUAAUGCUCCUUUUGCUUGCAUCUUUUUUUUCCCAAUUGAGAAAAAGUUUUAUAGCAAGGUUUUUUUUUUUUCCAGAUGAUAUUAAUAACUAUGAUAUCUAGAGAUAUUCAUUAAGUCUUUCAGGUUUUCUAUGUAUUUUUUUUAAAUUUUUUAUUGUAUUUCAUAUUUUUGAAAUGGAUCCAUGAAAUACUAAAUUGUGCAGGUUUCCCCAAUAGCAGGUUGAAAACAGGAUUUGUGGCACGUUAUGUAGUUAUGUAUCUAUUACCUCUUGUUAUUCAAGACAUGGACAUUCUUAUAAAACACUGGUCUUGUAUUGUCUCUCAUAAGUGUAUGCUCUCGGAUAAACUGAAUCCAAUGUAGUUUCUCUGACUUCAGUAGGGAAAAGAACUUAAACUUGGUCCCAGAUGUUGAUUUUAUACUCUUGAAUGUAAUGAUGCCCUAUUACUGGCAUCCUUUGUUGUGUAAACUAUUUUUGUAACUCUGUAAAUUCUUUGAUUUGAAAAUAAAAAAUUAAAAUGUCAAAAGAUUGUGAA
Magallana angulata is the source of this 1949-nucleotide messenger RNA. Its product is annotated as mechanosensory protein 2-like. The coding region runs from base 140 to 1003 and encodes 287 amino acids. The record is from RefSeq and is a predicted model, not a curated record. Gene Ontology annotation, cellular component: plasma membrane. NCBI's taxonomy places the organism in Eukaryota, Metazoa, Mollusca, Bivalvia, Ostreida, Ostreidae. The transcript has 9 exons.